Messenger RNA from Parathielavia appendiculata, 1596 nucleotides. RefSeq names its product MFS general substrate transporter. Gene Ontology annotation, molecular function: transmembrane transporter activity. The transcript is spliced from 9 exons. Gene Ontology annotation, cellular component: plasma membrane. The record is from RefSeq and is a predicted model, not a curated record. Lineage: Eukaryota; Fungi; Ascomycota; Sordariomycetes; Sordariales; Chaetomiaceae. Gene Ontology annotation, biological process: transmembrane transport. The coding region runs from base 1 to 1596 and encodes 531 amino acids.
AUGCAUCCAUCUAUGCCAAUCUGCGGCGCCGUCCCAUCGCUUGCCACCACACUUCUUCCUGGCGCAGAGUCCGGCGAGAGCGGGGUAGAUGACGAUGCAGCCCUUGAAGGCUACAAACUGUGGGUCGUGGCCAUCGGUGUUUGUUUCGGCGCUCUUAUGAUGUCGCUCGACAUCUCGAUCAUCGGAACUGCUCUCCCAUCCAUCAUGUCCGAAUUUGGUGACUCUACAAACCUCGCUUGGUACCCGGCGGCUUUCACGCUGGCGACAUGCGCGUUAACACCCGUCGCGGGUAAGAUGGCAUCCGUGUUCCCGCUCGACCUCGUUUACAGCUCCUUUACCUUUGUUUUCCUUGUCGGAAGCAUCAUUUGCGGCUGCGCGCCUGUGAGCAGUGCCCUUCAUCGCCGCAAUGGGCUCACGAUCCUUGUUACAAUCGCGCCAGUUACGAAGAAACCAAUCUUCAUGGGACUUGGCGCUGCAUGCUUCGGGGUCGGACUUGUCUUUGCUCCAUUGCUAGGUGGAGCGUUUACGGAUCGCCUGACAUGGCGAUGGUGCUUCUGGAUCAACAUCCCAUUCAAUGUCAUCACCCUGGCUGUCAUCUCCUUUUUCUUCCGACCCAAGAGGGGACGUGGCGGUGGCGUCAGCGGGCGAAUCCAAAGCCUGGAUCUCAGCGGGUGCUUUAUCUUCGUCCCAGCCAUCUUCAUGUUCUUGCUCGCAAUGCAGACUGGAGGUGAGGACGGCGUUUGGAACUCCGCCACUGUCAUUGGACUCUUCGUCGGCGCAGGUGUGACGCUGCUGCUGUUUGUGGCUUGGGAAUGGCGCCAAGGGACCCAGGCGAUGAUACCCGGCAAGGUGGUACUGAGGAGGACAGUCGUGUUUACCUGCCUCUUUGCAUUCACCCACAUGGGCGCCCUGACCAUUGCGUCCUACUACCUUCCUGCCUGGUUCCAGGUCGUUCAAGGGGUCGGUCCCUUGGACAGCGGCGUCCGUAUGCUACCAACUGUCAUCACACAGAUUGUUGCGACCAUGGCAGCCAGCGGUCUUGCAAUGAGGAUCAGGUAUUACAACCCCUGGUUUUUCGUUGCGCCCAUCUUCAUGUGCACCUCCAGUGUAUUGUACACCACGUUCACCACGUUCGGAACUCCCGCGAGCCACUGGAUAGGCUACCAGGUUAUCCAGGGCUUUGGCGCCGGCUUCGGGAUGCAAAUGAGUUCCCUUUGUGUUCAAGUCGAGCUCAAGGACAUGCCCGACCUUGUGCCUAUUGGCAUUGCGCUCGUCAUGUUUAUGCAGUAUCUCGGCGCCACGGUUCUCCAGGUCAUUGCGGGCACAGUCUUCAACAGCGAGCUUAUCUCACGACUAGAGGAGACCGAACUUACGCACUCCCAGAUGACUGCACUUCUCGGUGCAGGAUUAAAAGGUAUGCGAAUUGUGGUCGAGAAGAACUUCCCAGACUUGUUGAGCUCGGUCCUGGAGGCAUACAAUGGAGCAAUAACCAGGGUUUUUUUUGUCGCUGUUGGCGGAGCGGCUCUGGGAUUCUUCUUUGCGUUUGGCAUUAAAGCCAAACCAGAACCCCCUAUCGCAGCCGACUCCACUGCUUAA